AUGACUACCCGAAGGGAUAAUUACUUCAUAGAUACCUCGGCCGUGACUGAGGAGGCCGGAGGAGAAGAUUCUAUGGUGAUAUCAAGGGCUGCUAGCCCAGACCCCCUACUCACGGGAGGACCCUCUACAACAACUAGGCAAUCGAGUAAACGCUCUGCUCAAGCCCAGUUCGUGAGGAAUAUGCAGGAGUUUUUGGAUACCCAUGAGGCACAAAUGAGGUAUCUUGGUGCAGCUGGACAGGCCGUUUGGCAGCAGCUACAAAACCUCCAGGAGCAAGUCCAAGGGAGUGGACAAAUCCUGGAUAAGAAAGUACGGCAAGAAGCCAUUGCCCAAAAACAACAUCUCGAGUCGCUCUUUGAGCUCGUUACCCAUGUCCAACAAAUGCAAGAAACCGCACGAGCCGCCGACCACGAGGUUCUGGACCGUAACCAUCGGAUUACCCAGAACCAACUGUUGGAAGCGGAGCGACAGCUGAGGAUGGUACGAGAAGAGCGGGAGCAGGAGAAAGGGGAACAACGGGCUAUGUUUGCGCAAUUCAAGCAGUCCGAUGAGAUAAGAAACCAACGGAUAGCCGAGAUGGAGGAACUACUGCGACAACACCUGUCAGUAGCUGUGAGGGAUGCGUACCAGACCACAAGAGUACACUACGCAGAGCUCAGAGUUCGGCUAACAGCUACAAAGGUAGAAGUCUCCAAGGUCUCUUCAGUCAACGUCGGGUAUGAUUCUCCUUGA
This is a messenger RNA of Morchella sextelata, 732 nucleotides long. RefSeq lists its product as uncharacterized. Bases 1 to 732 code for a protein of 243 amino acids. The transcript has a single exon. The record is from RefSeq and is a predicted model, not a curated record. Lineage: Eukaryota; Fungi; Ascomycota; Pezizomycetes; Pezizales; Morchellaceae.